AUGGACAUGGACAAAGUUGGCGCCUUCGCCUGCGCCUUCGCUGCUUCACGAAGCGUGCCGGUGCCACGCGGCACAAGCAGCCAGGCAGGCCCAAAGAGGCUGUGCAAACGGCCUGCACACCAUGGGUAUCUCGCGAGAUACGGCAGCGUUCUGGCAGCAGUUGCCUAUGGUGCGCGCAGCGGGUGCAGUGGGCAAUGGAAGCGGCGUGCCCGCCCCGAUGCAGAAGGACUGGACUCCUCCAAAUGGGACUCAGCUGUGAGGGUGGUCGCGAUGAGCGAUACACAUGGCUUCCAUCGGAGACUGAGAGUGCCUGCUGGUGACGUUCUCGUCCACUGCGGAGAUGCGCAGUGCGAGGGCCAAGCGUGGAAGUCGGGCUUCCGAGAUUUUGUCGAUUGGUUUUCGGCAAUGCCAUUUCGACACAAGAUCUUCGUGAAGGGCAACCAUGAGCGGGGUCGAGUGUGGAAAGAGGCCCUCAGCGACUGCUACCUCCGUGGCACUCGCACGGUUGGCGGCUUGAAGGUCUACGGAGUGCCCUAUGACUCCGAAGGUUGGUAUCAGGAUGCAUUAUCCAUGCAAAUUCCUGAUGGCGUCGACCUUCUGAUCUCGCACGAACCACCGCGUGACACGCUGGACUAUGCGUCUGCUUCCAACACCAGAGUCGCAAACAUUGGAUCUACGAAGCUGAAGCGGGCCUUGGGUAGGCUUGGCCACCGGCAAAGAAAAGGCGGAAGGAGAACUGUUCCUCGAGUGCAUCUCUUUGGUCAUGUGCAUGAAGCGCAUGGCCAUAAGCACAGGCAUGGCACACUCUUCGUAAAUGCUGCCAAUGCGAAUGCUGGCCGAGCCACCGGACUGCAGCAUGCCUGCACGGUCAUUGACCUGGCAACAGAUGGAAGUGGAGACGUGAGGGUGGUAAGCAGCUGA
Molecule: messenger RNA, 921 nt
Organism: Symbiodinium natans
Lineage: Eukaryota; Dinophyceae; Suessiales; Symbiodiniaceae
Source: the annotation of a GenBank genome assembly